AUGUCGGAACGCUCCAGUGUGUAUUCUGAAAUGCCCAUGCAGAAGCUCACCGUGACCAAUCCAGACCUGGAUGCAGUCUCUUUGAGAACUCCUGAAAACAUGCAGCUUCCUAAAGAUGAUAGUCCCCACAGUAGCUCCAGUCGCCACAGCUUGUCGCCUCCCGUUCCUAGACAUCACCUCGCUGAGCAGUCGAAUAGAAGGGUCUCCAAUAUUUCCAAUGCCCCAGGUAGUAGGUCAUCCGUGAUGUCUGAAUAUUCGGGCAUAGUGCAGCAUGCUGACAUUGAUACCGUGAAGUACGUGGUGGACAGAGACUCUGACACGUCUACCACUGUUCCGUCCGAAAGGCUGUCGGAAGUGAAGAAAAUCAACGGCUCAAAAAUUCACUACUCUUCGGGAGCUAAAGACCUCAGUGGUUUUCUGAAGGAAACGUCUCCGCUGCUGGAAGAAGACGAUAAAGAGAGUAUCAGAAAGCCUCAGGUCAUCCCGGUGAUUCGUCCAUCCGAGUUGCUCAGCGAUAGGUUCCCGCGCGUUCCAGACAAAGAACAGUACACCCAAUUGAAUCUGACGAUCCCGCCAAGAUCUCCAAGACGGCCUCUCUCUGGCGGUUUUCACUCUAUUGAUAAGAUUUCCACCAAGCCUGGACGUCCAUCGACGGACUCCAGCUCCUCAGGGAGAUCCAUCGGCCGUGCUAGUGGAAAAUUCGACGACAUCAUGAAGGAGUUUGAGGUUCUUCGCAGCGAAAUUGAGGCAGAGGCCGGUCAGGAACAAACCAGUCGGAAUUUUGGCGUUCCUCCUUUCAAUUUUCACCAAUACUCACCCUCGCAGGCCACAAGCGCUCGCACAGGUGCAGAUUCUUUCCACACAGCCAGAUCUAUUAGUGAAAGCGAGGAUGACAACGAGAAAGAGGAGACCGAACCAUUGAAGAAAGUCAACUCUGGCUCCACUGUCUCGGAGGAGUCUAUAUUCGACCAGACUGCCAGGGAACAGAAGCCAGAAAAUGCAGAGGGGGCUCCAGAAGAUGACUACGAAGACAUCGAAGAACCCGAGGAGAAGCCUGUGCCACAAGCCUCUACUAAGACGAAAAAGCGCGCCAAAAGACCAAAAUCUAGAAUUAAGUCAUUUUCCUAUGAUACACUAGCACGUCUUUUGAAUGCAACUGAUGGAAUCGUUAUUGGUCAGGAAUUUGCCGAUCUCGAUAUUCCUGCUGACGAAAAAUAUCUUAUCGAACAGGUUGUCGAUUCCCUGUCCAGACUGACUGCUAACAUGAUGCUCAAUCCAAACCACUACCAACAGGGGUGCGAGCGCCUCGAACGUGUUUUGGGAGCCCUAGAAGGUUUUGACUGA
Messenger RNA from Ogataea haglerorum, 1344 nucleotides. RefSeq lists its product as uncharacterized. The coding region runs from base 1 to 1344 and encodes 447 amino acids. The record is from RefSeq and is a predicted model, not a curated record. NCBI's taxonomy places the organism in Eukaryota, Fungi, Ascomycota, Pichiomycetes, Pichiales, Pichiaceae. The transcript has a single exon.